AUGACAGAUAACUAUGAUGAUCAUGUUACCACUGAACCAAACUCCAACAUUAUGACAAUGGACACACCAGAGAACUAUGAAGUCAUCACUGCUGAACAGGAUGUAGGAGAGGUAAAAGACUAUGAUGAUGUGGAGGAGGAGCCUCAGACAGAGCCGAAUCAUAUGACUGAGAGACCACGGCCAGUGUCUUUCCUCAACAGUGUGAGGUUAGUGGAUGGUGGGAGACGCUGUACUGGGAGAGUGGAGGUGUUUCAUGAUGAUCAGUGGGGAACACUGUGUGAUGAUUUCUGGGAUAUGAGUGAUGCUGCAGUGGUGUGUAGAGAGCUGGGCUGUGGAGAGGCUGUAGAUGCAGUGACUGAUGCUCACUUUGGACCAGGAUCAGGACCAGUCUGGAUGAAUUACAUGCACUGUAGUGGAUCAGAGUCUUCACUGAAGAAUUGUAAGUUUAAUUCAGCUCACAGCUCCAUCAGGCUGGCUGGUUCUGGGGGAGACUGUGCAGGAAGGCUGGAGGUUUUCCACAGCGGCUCAUGGGGGACAGUGAGUGAUGACUUGUGGGAUAUUAAGGAUGCGCAGGUGGUGUGCAGACAGCUGCAAUGUGGAGUGGCCCUCAGUGCUCCAGUACCAGCCCGGUUUGGACCUGGAACUGGACCCAUCUGGCUGAAUGAGGUGGAGUGUGAGGGGAACAAGGCGUCCCUGUGGAACUGUAGAUUUCAGCUGUGUGGAGAGGAUCAAUGUGGACACAAAGACGACGUAGGAGUCGUGUGCUCAGAGUUUAAAGAGUUCAGACUCACUGAGGGCUGUGAGGGGAAUCUGGAAGUGUUCUACAAUGGAACCUGGGGUAAUGUGUGUGUAAAUGGGAUGGAUGAAGAGACAAUAAGUCUCAUCUGUCAGGAGCUGAACUGUGGAAGAUCUGGCAGUGAGGGAGCUACCAACGCAAGAGUGGAAUCAGCUCCUAACUGGCUGGAUGAUCUGAAAUGUAGGAGUCAUGACUCCACUCUAUGGCAUUGUCCAUCUUCCUCCUGGGGACAGAACACAUGUGAUAACCAAAAAGAGGUGGCUCAGAUUACCUGCUCAGAUCACCUGCCUCUCAGACUGAUGGGAGGAAAUGGAAGCUGCUCUGGGAGGCUGGAGGUGUAUCAUAAUAAGACAUGGGGCUCCAUCUGUGCUGAUCUGUGGGACAUCAGGGAUGCUCAGGUGGUCUGCAGGCAGCUGGGCUGUGGGUCGGCGCUGAGUGCUGAUGGGAGUGCUGUCUUUGGUGCUGGUGAAGGGCCUAUCUGGCUGAACAGAGUGAAGUGUAGAGGGAAUGAGAUUCACCUGUGGGACUGUUCUCAUUCCCUGAAGAACCACACUGACUGCUCCCACAGUCAGGAUGCUGGAGUCACCUGUGCAGACAUAUCUGUGCCUUCUACUACUGCACCCAUAACAGCAACCACCACCUCUACCACCACAGAUUGUUGA
This is a messenger RNA of Colossoma macropomum (tambaqui), 1458 nucleotides long. RefSeq names its product scavenger receptor cysteine-rich type 1 protein M130-like. Lineage: Eukaryota; Metazoa; Chordata; Actinopteri; Characiformes; Serrasalmidae. The coding region runs from base 1 to 1458 and encodes 485 amino acids. Gene Ontology annotation, cellular component: membrane. The transcript has 9 exons. The record is from RefSeq and is a predicted model, not a curated record.